UUCCAAAACAUGGCGGCGCUCUUGAGUGGAGGCAUGGGAUAGAGGUGUUUGCUGACAUGUGGUCUGUGGUAUACUGCGCUGUCCGUGCUGGCUCUGCCAGAGCUUUGCCUAUGAUGGGGAGGAGACCGGGUCAAUUAACUGCUUUGUUAAAGAAACAAGAGAUUCAACGGGUCAGUUUGUUUGCUGCGUGCGUACAUGGAAAGGACUCCGCAAUAGGAUGCUUACUUGGAGUGAGUCAGGAACAGCAUUCCAGUGAGACUCUGAUCCCGCAACCACCAGCAGUUUCUUUUAAUAAAGCUGAACAAGACAGUUUGUUAUCUCAUGAACCGGACCAGCCUGAUGAUGCAAAGAUUCUAAAAGUUGCCAUCAUAGGAGCACCAAAUGCAGGAAAAUCCACCUUAUCCAACCAGCUACUGGGAAGAAAGGUUUUUCCAGUAUCCAAGAAGGUUCACACCACUCGCUGCCAAGCACAGGGUGUUAUCACGGAGGGUGAUACACAAAUAAUUCUCCUGGAUACUCCUGGCUUGAUAAAUCCUGCUAAAGGCAAAAGACAUAAUCUGGAGAAGUCACUACUGCAAGACCCCUGGGACUCAAUGAAUCAUGCGGAUGUAGUUUUGGUUCUGGUGGAUGUUUCUGACAUCUGGACAAGAAGUUCUUUGAGCUUUGAAGUACUUAAAUGCCUGUUUCAGUAUUCACAUAUCCCUAGUAUACUGGUGAUGAACAAGGUCGAUUUGGUGAAGAAAAAGUGGUCUUUGCUUGAAUUAACAAACCAGUUGACCGAGGGAAUAGUGAACAGGAAGAAAGCUCUAGUAAAAACUGUGCUUAAACCAUCAUCUGGUCAAAACCCUAACUCAUUGAAAUCACAGAAACUUGACACUUCCUUGUCUUUGAAGCAACAGCCAACAGAGGUGGUGAGACAAUCUGAGAACAUGAACAAACCUGCUGAGGAUAGCGAAUCACAUCAGAUAUCUGAGGAUUCCUCUGACACAACUGAUAAAUGGGUAGAUGGUCUUAAAGGGCUGAAGAACAAGAAAGGCUGGCCUCACUUCCAGGAGGUGUUUAUGCUUUCAGCUGUGAAUGGAGAUGAGGUUAAAACACUAAAGAGGUACCUUCUUAAUCUUGCCAAGCCUAACAAGUGGGAAUAUCACAGUGAUGUUCUUACUACUCAGACACCACAGGAAAUCUGCAACAAUAUAAUACGUGAGAAGUUACUGGAGUAUCUGCCUCAAGAGAUUCCAUACAACGUCACCCAGGUGACAGAAGUAUGGGAAGAAGGUGCUGGUGGUGAGUUGGUCAUUCGGCAGGCAUUACUAGUAGAAAAGGAAAAUCAGGUGAAAAUUCUGAUUGGCCGUGGAGGCCAGAUAAUUAGCAAGAUUGCACAGGAGGCUGGUCAAGAUCUAAUGAAUAUUUUCCUAUGUGACGUUCGACUGAGACUCUUUGUCAAAGUUAAAAAGUGAUUCCUGCGGUUAACUUAUUACUUAUGACCCCAUUUUUGCUUGCAUACAAAGGACAGUGCAGAAGAUGGUCCCAAGCCAUUGCAUUUGUUUAUUGGUGUUUGGAUUCUUUGUUGCAAAACAGCCUUACAAGCCUAGAAGGAAACAGAACUAAAGCCUCUUCUAAACAAACUUCUGUUUGUUGAGCAUUGUCAUCUUGAAAAAUGCAAAGAUACAAUGAGAGGAGUCUUAAUUUGUGCUGAAUUGUGGUAAUGAGUUUUUAUUCUAAAAUAAUCUUGUAAUUUUCUUAUGCUUCCAUUGAAUGACAAUUGUGCUAUACAAGAGGUUUCUGUGUGCGCUAAAGAUUUGCAUAAGGAAAAUGAUGCACUAAGUACAGUUUAAUAAAUUGCAAGCAGGUGGUUGAGAGGAGUGAAGCCAGAGAAAAGACACUUUUGAAAAGAAUUGUUGCUUUGCAGAUGUGAUGGGGGAUGUCAAAAUGUGUAUAUUUAAAAUAUUAAGAAAUGAAAAGAACUGCGAUUCUAUGAAUGUUGCUUUAAAGGGACAUAACAGUCAAAACUGGAACGUCCAUGAGUGCAUUUCAAUUUUCUAUACAAACAUUUGUAAUACUGUUUUAGGGGGCAUAUGUGCAUAUUUAUUCACUGCAUUCACAUUCAAACACCACUUCUGCUCAGUGAGUCGAUGGUGUUACAUAUUUUGUCCGCAACGACUUAUAAUUCUUAAUGCAAACCGCCACUGACUCUCUAAGGAGGGGCAGUAUUUGAACGCAGGUUCACUGGGUAUGCUCAACAUAUGUACAUAUUAUAAACUGUAAAAAUGUGAUAUCCCUUUAAUGCCAGCAUCUUCAUGUAAUCAUUAGCAGAAAUCCGGUGUUUGUAUAAAUAUAUAAAUUACUUCCAUUUAUUAUACCUGUCAUGACUAAACCUAUUAGGCUAUUUUAUGUUUCCUACCUGAUAUAAUUACCUGACCAUAUAGAUGCAAAUCAUCCUGACGUCCAGAGAAACAUAUUGUCAUGUGGCACCAUGUGCUGAACAGAGACCAUUGUGUUUCCCAGAAUUACUGUAUAUAUUAAGCAUAUUACUAAAUAAACCUUGUAAAACUUU
Bombina bombina (fire-bellied toad) is the source of this 2554-nucleotide messenger RNA. RefSeq names its product Era like 12S mitochondrial rRNA chaperone 1 (gene ERAL1). The transcript is spliced from 11 exons. Gene Ontology annotation, biological process: ribosomal small subunit assembly. Bases 57 to 1457 code for a protein of 466 amino acids. NCBI's taxonomy places the organism in Eukaryota, Metazoa, Chordata, Amphibia, Anura, Bombinatoridae. Gene Ontology annotation, cellular component: mitochondrial matrix. The record is from RefSeq and is a predicted model, not a curated record. Gene Ontology annotation, molecular function: rRNA binding; ribosomal small subunit binding; GTP binding.